Molecule: messenger RNA, 2404 nt
Organism: Hypanus sabinus (Atlantic stingray)
Lineage: Eukaryota; Metazoa; Chordata; Chondrichthyes; Myliobatiformes; Dasyatidae
Product: high-affinity choline transporter 1-like
Exons: 9
Coding region: 279-2030 (583 amino acids)
Biological process (GO): neuromuscular synaptic transmission; choline transport; synaptic transmission, cholinergic
Cellular component (GO): plasma membrane; perikaryon; synapse
Molecular function (GO): choline:sodium symporter activity
Source: RefSeq, a predicted model, not a curated record
CUUCUUGUACAUCUUUUUAUCUUAAAUAUGUUUCUGGAACUGUUGGAGUUGGCGAUUUACAAUUUGGAGAUCGAUUGAGUGAUCAAGCAAUCUGCUGUCUCCGAAAACAUUCCAGGAGAUGAGCACGGGCUGCCUCGUGGUGAAGCUUGGAAAUGGGGUGCAAGCCCAUGAUCGGCUCCAUUUCAUCAAUUGAAGUUUUGAGGAAGAUUACAACAUCGAGUCGAAAUGCCGAAGCCAUAGAUGACAGUGCCCUGCAUAAAGGAUACUUUUGAUUGAAAAUGGCUGUUGAUGCUGGAGGGAUUGUCACUAUCAUCCUAUUCUAUUUGUUAAUCCUCGCUAUUGGAAUAUGGGCUGCCAGGAAAACUAAACAAAGGACGAGUAAAGGAGAAAUACUUCGAAAUGAGGUUAUAAUGAUAGGAAGAAGAGAUAUUGGUCUUUUUCUUGGAAUUUUUACAAUGACUGCCACUUGGGUUGGUGGUGCUUAUAUAAAUGGCACAGCAGAAGCAAUCUAUCUUGUUGAACAUGGUCUUGCAUGGACACAGGCUCCAAUAGGAUUUGCAUUAAGUCUUACCAUCGGUGGUUUGUUUUUCGCUAAGCCAAUGCGUUCAAAGAAAUAUGUGACCAUGUUGGAUCCAAUUCAGGAAACCUAUGGUAAUUGGAUAGGAGGACUGUGCUUCAUUCCUGCUGCUUUGGGAGAGGUCUUUUGGACUGGAGCUGUUUUAUCUGCCCUUGGUUCAUCGCUGAGUGUGAUUUUUCAAAUCAAUGUUCACCUGUCUAUUAUUGUUUCUGCUGUGAUAUCGGUCAUUUAUACUCUGAUUGGUGGAUUAUACUCUGUUGCAUACACAGACAUGGCUCAGCUUUUCUGUAUCUUUCUGGGAAUGUACCUAAGCUUGCCUUUCGCUAUUUCACAUCCUGCUGUUACAAGUAUCAGCACCACGUUUACACAGUAUGUUUACCGUGAGCCCUGGAUCGGAGAGAUACCUGCUCAAAAGGCCUGGGUCUGGAUUGACAACUACUUUCUGAUGAUUUUAGGAGGAAUCCCUUGGCAAGCAUAUUUUCAGAGGGUACUUUCUUCCUCUACAGCUGCUCGAGCACAACUGAUGUCCAUUGUGGCUUCUUUAUUCAUUAUAGUACUAGCUAUCCCGUCUAUAAUCUUUGGUGCAAUAGGAAUAUCAACUGAUUGGAAUCAGACUGCUUAUGGUCUUCCAGACCCAUCAACCAGGAACCAGUCUCAGAUGAUAUUGCCCAUAAUUCUACGAUACCUUUGUCCAAGAUACAUUGGAUAUUUUGGCCUUGGAGCUGUCUCUGCUGCUGUGAUGUCAUCGGCUGACUCUUCCAUCCUAUCAGCAAGUUCCAUGUUUACUCGGAAUAUUUAUCAAUAUGCAUUUAGGCACGAAGCCACGGAUAAUGAACUGGUAUGGGUCAUGAGAGCAGCCAUUAUCAUGUUUGGAGGAGCAGCAGUAGGAAUAACAUGGUUGUCUGAUUCUGUCUACGGAUUGUGGUAUCUAAGCUCAGAUCUUAUCUUUGUUCUUCUUUUUCCACAACUGGUCUCAGUACUUUUCAUCAAAGGAUCUAAUUCUUAUGGCUGCAUCACUGGUUACAUUAUUGGUCUCAUCUUGCGUAUUUGUGGUGGAGAUCCUUAUCUACGUCUGAACCCAUUUUUCUGCUUCGCCAAGUGCCAUUUGGAUAUUAAGUUUCCAACUGGACCAAUUUAUAUUCAGCAAUUUCCAUUCAAAACAGUCGCAAUGUUAUUAUCCUUAUUCAUGAAUUUAAGCGUUUCAUAUCUGACCAAAUAUCUUUUUCAUAAUGGAAUGUUGCCUCCCAAACUGGACUUCCUUGAAAACUUUGUUACAGAGCCUGUAAAAGAAAAAGGGAAUAAAGUAGAGCCACUGACAAAUGAUGACAGUGACGCACACGAAGCAAAACCUUCAGAUAAAGAAGCAAACGAUCGUCUUGACACUGAUUAUCCAAGUGAAGAGCCAGCCACCAAUGAAGUUUUGGAUCCAGUGACUUUAAAAACAGAUAUCUAACAGUUAAUUCUGCUGUAGGUAUCUUUAAAUAUGGAUUACAAAAAUGUAUUACAGCUGGUGCAAAUGCCUAAUAGUUUUGGUUAGCAGGAUCAUAAUAAUAAAUAAAACACAACUCUCUGGAAUACAUUUAAACUAGAGGACUAAAAAUCCCAAUUGUGUCAGUUAUUACCAGUUAGCUAUUGUCAGCUAGUUAUUGCAACACACACAAAAUGCUGCAGGAACCCAGCAGGCCAGGCGGCAUCAAUGGAAAAGAGUGAACAAUCGAUAUUUCAGGCCAAACCACCUCGUUUCUCUUGUUUCUCAGCUAGUUAUUGUUCAGUUUAGUUUGCAAAAACACUUUGAAUUUAUAUUGCACCUGUAACCUCAGAAAAUGC